Messenger RNA from Pisolithus orientalis, 857 nucleotides. RefSeq lists its product as uncharacterized. The transcript is spliced from 4 exons. Lineage: Eukaryota; Fungi; Basidiomycota; Agaricomycetes; Boletales; Pisolithaceae. The record is from RefSeq and is a predicted model, not a curated record. Bases 25 to 744 code for a protein of 239 amino acids.
CGUCGACAUGUGCAUAUCGUUACGAUGAGAAUGUCAGGGUUUCAGAUGAGCGCUUGCACUGAUAGUAAGUAUCAUCACUGUCACUUCUGUGCUCUGCGAGGUUCUCGCUGGCACUGCGCGUGUUGUGGAGAAAUGAGGCCCGAUAACCUUGAAGCUAUAUGUCUUAUUCUUGGAGACACUGCGUGCGUUCCGUUGGGGGUGAUCUAUCAUCUCUUUCAGCACUCCGGGCAUGACCAGUUUUUGAGGGGGGCGAGUCGGCAUCCUAUUUUUGGGUUCACCUGCUCCCAGAUUUUUGACACGCCGUUGACUAUAUCCCUGUCUGUCAUUGAGCAGCUGAAAAACAUCAUGUCCUCAUUAACACCUGCGGUCGACAACAGCACUCGCUAUGAAGUAUGGGGCUUUUUGUUUGGCCCAAGAUCUGGCCCUCGACGUUUGAAUGUGCAGGUCUCUGACAGCGAUGACAUCCGGAUCUCCGGUACACAAUACCUCUUUGCCCCUGAUGUCGAAAUCUCGACGACGCGUGUUGAGGUUGGGAUGAGGCUUUAUGUCGUGUUCUUUGAUCUAGGAAGUCAUGAGACAGAGCGCGAAAAUGCUUCCUACAUCUUCGUCAAAGUGCGACCCACACAUUUGACACCGAUGAACAUUCGCGCGGAAGACGAUCUACAGGACAUUAUCCAUGUCUUAUUGGUAUUGGCUACACGCUUCCCGGCGGUUGGAACUUCCACGAGUCAUACCGGUGCUUAAAAUACUCGAAUCUCUUCUAUUUUAGGGACAGCGUGUGUUGUGGGGUGCAUUUCGUUCAACUAUGUCCUGGCUCCUAUCUAUUUGUAAUAUGACACGCUCUGCGUCCCCUUUCU